Messenger RNA from Odocoileus virginianus texanus, 2996 nucleotides. The record is from RefSeq and is a predicted model, not a curated record. NCBI's taxonomy places the organism in Eukaryota, Metazoa, Chordata, Mammalia, Artiodactyla, Cervidae.
UCUGUCGUUGGCAGUUGUCUCGACUUGGAGCAGUGCUCUCUCAAGGUCCUGGAGCCGGAAGGCAGCCCCAGCCUGUGUUUACUGAAGCUGCUGGCUGAGAAGGGCUGUACGGUCGUGGAGCUGAGCGACUUUCUGCAGGCCAUGGAGCACACCGAGGUCCUUCAGCUUCUCAGCCCCCCAGGAAUAAAGAUCACUGUAAACCCCGAAUCCAAGGCAGUCUUGGCAGGACAGUUUGUGAAGCUGUGUUGCCGGGCAACUGGACAUCCUUUUGUACAAUAUCAAUGGUUCAAAAUGAAUAAAGAGAUUCCAAAUGGAAAUGCAUCUGAACUUGUUUUUAACACAGUGCAUGUAAAAGAUGCAGGCUUUUAUGUCUGUCGAGUUAAUAAUAAUUUCACCUUUGAAUUUAGCCAGUGGUCACAGCUGGAUGUUUGCGAUGUCACAGAAGUAACAGAAAGCUUCCGGAGCAGUUGGGAUGGCAUCUCUGAAUCCAAGUUGCAAAUCUGUGUUGAACCAAAGUCCCAAAAACUGAUGCCUGGCAGCACGUUGAUCUUACAGUGUGUGGCUGUUGGAAGCCCCAUUCCUCAGUACCAGUGGUUCAAGAAUGAAUCCCGAUUAACACACGAGACAAAAAAGCUAUACAUGGUACCUUAUGUGGAUUUGGAGCAUCAAGGAACCUACUGGUGUCGUGUAUAUAAUGAUCGAGAGAGUCAAGACAGCAAGAAAGCAGACGUCAUCGUAGGAAGAACAGAUGAGGCAGUGGAAUGCACUGAAGAUGAAUUAACUAAUCUUGGGCAUCCUGAUAAUCAAGAGCAUACAGUUGACCAACCUUUGGCAAAAGACAAGGUUGCUCUUUUGAUAGGAAAUAUGAAUUAUUGGGAGCAUCCCAAGCUUAAAGCUCCUUUGGUGGAUGUGUAUGAACUGACCAACUUGUUAAGACAGCUAGAUUUCAAAGUCGUUUCACUGUUGGAUCUUACUGAAUAUGAGAUGCGUAACGCUGUGGAUGAAUUUUUACUGCUUUUAGACAAAGGAGUCUAUGGGCUGUUGUAUUACGCAGGACAUGGAUAUGAAAACUUUGGGAACAGCUUUAUGGUCCCUGUGGAUGCUCCAAAUCCAUAUAGGUCUGAAAAUUGUCUGUGUGUACAGAAUAUCCUGAAACUGAUGCAAGAAAAGGAGACUGGACUCAACGUGUUCCUGCUGGACAUGUGCAGGAAGAGAAAUGACUAUGACGAUACCAUCCCAAUCCUGGAUGCCCUGAGAGUCACCGCCAAUAUCGUCUUUGGAUACGCCACGUGUCAAGGAGCAGAAGCUUUUGAAAUACAGCAUUCUGGAUUAGCAAAUGGAAUCUUCAUGAAGUUUUUAAAGGAUAGGUUAUUAGAAGAAAAGAAAAUUACUGUGUUACUGGAUGAAGUUGCAGAAGAUAUGGGUAAAUGUCACCUUACCAAAGGCAAGCAGGCGCUAGAGAUUCGAAGUAGCUUAUCUGAAAAGAGAGCCCUUACUGACCCAAUCCAGGGAACAGCACACUCCGCAGAGUCUCUGGUGCGAAACCUCCAGUGGGCCAAGGCGCAUGAGCUUCCAGAAAGUAUGUGUCUUAAAUUUCAGUGUGGUGUUCAGAUUCAACUGGGGUUUGCAGCCGAGUUUUCCAACGUCAUGAUAAUCUAUACGAGUAUAGUGCACAAACCGCCUGAUAUAUUAAUGUGUGAUGCCUAUGUUACCGACUUUCCACUUGUAAGUCUCUACUUUUUUCUUUUAGAACAUCUGGUCUUCACAGUCUGCCUGUCGUAUCAGUACUCGGGACUGGAAGACACCGUAGAGGAAAAGCGGGAGGUAAAUGUUGGAAAGCCGCUCAUCGCAAAACUCGACAUCCACCGGGGCUCAGGGAGCAAGACGCGCUUCCAGACUUGCGUCAUGUGUGACGGCCCCUACCACAGCCCUGCCGCCGGCUCCGCGGGGGCAGCCCGCUACCGCCCGCCUCGGGACUCCUUCUCCGGCGCUUACCACUCGCAUCUCAGCAGCUCGAGCAACGCGCUGCCGUCAGAUGGCUGUCGCUGCAGCCGGACUGCGGACGCCUUCAUUUCAAGCCAUCGCAGCCACCAUUACUCAUGUCAGUUUGGCAGGAGCAAAUUGUAAUACAAAACCAGAAACAUCACAGGAAAACUGUAGAGCAGUAGCUAUUAUGACUAUAGACACAAAAUCAUCAAAAUACUAGCAAAGUAAGUCUAGCAACGUAUUAAAAGGGUCACACACCAUGAGCAAGUGAGAUUUAUCCCAGGAAUGCAGAUUGGUUUAACAAGUCAUAUAUAAAUUAUAUUGUUAUUCACAGUAGUAAUAUUCUGCAGUGUUGCUAUGAAUACUAAAUUAGCAAAUACAGAGCCACUGCUCCUAGGGGGAGUGUGUGUGUUUCACACAUACACAUAUCUCAAAUAGACUAUAACCUUAACUCCUAAAAACAAUUUAUCCUGGUAGAUUUGUUUUGCUGUAUUAAAAAAAUGAGGUUCAGACUAUUAAGUGACUUGGCUGAGGCCCCCCAGCUAACGGUCCAGUGUCGGGAUCCAGACCCGCCCGGCGGGCCCCAGAGGCAGAGCUCACCCUGCACUGCCUUCCCCUGCCUUCAGAAGUCACGUCUGCAGGAAAGCUGAAGCAAGAAGGCAGGGCACUGUCUCAUUUCUCCUCAGCUGAGAACACGGACGUCAGGGAGAUGAGCGCACCACCAGUCUGCACACGUCCUUGAAUGGUCAUCGAUGGGCUGCAAGUAUUGAUUUGGGGAUUAUAAACAAACCAUAAAUAAGUAAACUGGCAAAUUCACACAGAAUCGUGAGUGAGGAUCCUGUUCAUAAAGAGAAAAGCUACCAUUAACAUUUUAUUUUAACUUUUUUAUCUUGUAUUGGGGUAUAGCCGAUUAACAAUGAAUUAAAACUGGAUUUUACACUUUGGGGUCACCUGACCUUGUGGUCCCGGGAAGUAGCCUGGUUUCAGGGCCCACAGCGGCAUUCCCACCG